Molecule: messenger RNA, 1584 nt
Organism: Rhopalosiphum padi (bird cherry-oat aphid)
Lineage: Eukaryota; Metazoa; Arthropoda; Insecta; Hemiptera; Aphididae
Product: serine/threonine-protein phosphatase CPPED1-like
Exons: 8
Coding region: 493-1395 (300 amino acids)
Molecular function (GO): hydrolase activity
Source: RefSeq, a predicted model, not a curated record
AUACCUUUUUGUCACAGGAUCCACAGUGUGAACGACGCCUUUAGACGCGUGUUGCUGUUUUGUACGCACAACAACAGUUUUUCCGACGAAUUCCAAGAGACUUGUCGCAUCCAUCGAGUUUUAUAGUAUAGAUAAAUCACAGAAUGGAUUUUUAUAACGUGUUGAUCGUCUAUAUGUUUUAAUUCUCUUCGUUCAAGAAAAAGAACCUAUAAUAUUUAAAUAUUUUAUAUUGUCGUGCGUUGUUACUGUACUUGCGAAAACUGGAAUAACCAAUAUUGAUGACAUUAUACCUACUUAGGACUUGAUUUAAAUUCCAAGGCUCGUGGAGAGAGCGGGGCUUAGCCCCCUUAACCACUUAUAUUGGCGCUAAUAGCUUUGACAAAAUUUCAAGGAGGGGGUAAUCCAUUGUGCAAUAAGAGUUAUGAAUGUUAUGAUACACUCAGCAAUGUAUUUUUUUGUGUUGGAACUUAGGAGGUAACAUUACUAGCGAAAAUGACCGAAAGUAUUGAACAAACCGUUAAAUGGAGAAGGCACGAGGUUGAAGAAAAAAUUGGAUUAGAUCAAUUUAAAAACAAUCAAUUAUGGACUGAAAAUUUUUAUUUUGUGAUUGUUUCUGACAGUCAAUUUGGUUACAUUAAGCCACCUUCAGAACGAGAUUCUAAAGAUUGGAAAAUAGAAAUGGAUAAAGCUAUUUUUGCAAUAGAUAAAAUUAAUAAUUUAUCUCCAAGACCUCAAUUUUUAGUUGUGUGUGGUGACUUAGUUAAUGAAAUGCCUUGUAAUGAAGCUGGGCUAAAUGAAUUACAAAUAAAUGAUUUUAAGAAAGUUUUUUCAAAUUUACACCCUUCAAUACCUCUGAUUUGUGUUUGUGGAAAUCAUGAUAUUGGUGAUAUCCCAGAUGAAAAUUCAAUCAACAAAUAUCGUGAUCAUUUUGGCCAAGAUUAUUUUUCAUUUUGGUGCGGUGGAGUACUAUUUUUAGUGUUAAACUCCCAAUAUUAUAAAAACAGUUGUAAUGUCGAGAAAUUUGCAGCAGAACAAGAUCAAUGGUUAACUGAGAUAUUAAGUAAACAUGAGGGUCAAAGAAUAAUUGUAUUUCAACACAUACCGUGGUUUUUGAGUAAAACAGAAGAGGAAAUUCAAAAAAAAAGUAUUGAAAAAAACAUCAGUCACAAAAUGCUUGAAAAACUGUGUAAAGCUGGCGUAUCUCAUGUUUUUUCUGGUCAUCAUCACAUAAACUCAACUGGAUUCUAUAAAAACCUUGAAAUAGUUGUUACUUGUGCACUUGGAGCCCCAUUGGGAGAAGAUCCUUCCGGACUAAGAAUAGUCAAAAUGUAUGAAAACAAUGUUAUACACACAUAUUAUCCUUUAGAACAGAUACCAAGUUCUAUUAAAAAUUAAAACAUUUAGUAUUAUUUUAAAUGUUAUAGCAUAUAAAUCAAUACAGAUUUUUAUAAAGAGGUAAUAUUAAUUAUAAUAUUUUAUAAUAGUGAUCAAUGAUAAUGAUGAUGAUGUAUGUCAAUUAAAUACCAACAAAUAUACUUAAAUAAUAUUAAUUUAUUGUUAAAUAAAAAAACAAAUAAUAUUUUA